Molecule: messenger RNA, 5368 nt
Organism: Neocloeon triangulifer
Lineage: Eukaryota; Metazoa; Arthropoda; Insecta; Ephemeroptera; Baetidae
Product: mucin-2-like
Exons: 13
Coding region: 1-5100 (1699 amino acids)
Biological process (GO): proteolysis
Molecular function (GO): serine-type endopeptidase activity
Source: RefSeq, a predicted model, not a curated record
AUGACUUUCGAUUUGUCGUCGAGGUGGCGCAACCGAAAUGACUCGAACGAUGGUGCGUGGCAUUUAAAAAAUAGGGUGGAGCGGUCUGAAUUGAUUUCUCGCCUGAUCGUCGGCGGGACCGACGCCACCGUGACGCAGUUCCCGUUUUUCGCCACCGUCAUUUACGCGAGCACCAAGUGCGGAGGCUCGUUGAUCACCACCCAGUGGGUCCUGACGGCGGCCGAAUGCAUAGGGCGCACUGCCACCUCUCACCAGGUGGUGCUCGGCAACGUGGAGGGGUCGACGCCAUACUCAACGGGUGCCGUCACCGUCAACGCCAUCAGUACCAUCAUCCACGAGCUGUGGGACGCCAACACCUUCCAAAACGACAUGGCGCUCAUUCAAAUACCCCCUGUCACCUUGACACCCAAUAUUAAGCUGGCGACCCUCGCGCCUGCCACUGAAGCCGGGAACAAUUUUGACGGCACACUAGCCACGAUCAUGGGAUUUGAAGGGAACAACAAUGGAGGUGCGACCAUGCAGUUUGCUCAAAUGCUUGUCAACGACGGAUCUCAGUGUACAUCAAAUGUUGGUGGUGGACUUUAUACCACUUCGAACCUCUGCGCUAAAUACCCAACCAUCUCAACGGGGCUUUGUUGGAUACGUGAAGUGGGCGAUCCACUGGUGUACGUCGAUGCUAGCAACUCUACUGUGCAAAUUGGCAUCACCAUAAAUAUUAAUGGGAACCCGUGUUUAGGGAAGCCCGUACUCUUCUCGCGAAUCGCUUCCUUUCGAACCUGGAUUACAGGAAAAAUCUCACUGGCCUCCAUAUCAUCAACCGCAGUAGCAUCAACUACUGCAGUAACGACGAGUACAGUAUUACCUUUGAAUACAACACCCAGAAUCUCCGCAACCUCAACAUCAAUCGUUGAAGCUUCAACACCCGUGGCUUCAUUAACCACAAUAUCAAUUGACACAUCGACGGCAUCUUCAGCUGUGAAAACCACAGAAGUAACAACAUCUUUAGCUGCACACGCAACAUUAUCAACUACAGCGCCCACUUCUGCACUCUCUACGUUAACAUACUCAACGUCUACAACAACGGAAGUACCAAGCAUAACAACAUCAAAUUAUGCGCAGACAACUUCAGAACCUGGAAACACAACAUCUGCAAUAUCCGCAAUCUCAACAUCAACUACCGUGGCUAGAAUAACUACAACAACAUUAACCGACGCAACUUCAGCCGCAGCUGUCACGACACCAACUGCAUCCAAAAGCCCGACAGCAACAUUAGAACCAAAUUAUUCGACUCACACGAUUACCGCAGGACCAACAAAUGCAUUUUCAACUUCAAUAUUAACUGCUGAGGCAACCACAACAUCCGAUGCAGGAACAACAAAACCAGAACCCACAUCCACGGAUUCUACUAUAAAAAACUCAAGAUUUACCGAAGAAACCACCCUAUCAUUAAACACAGGAUCAACACGUCUAUCUCCAGAAAACUCAGCCACAAUAUCAAUUUCAACAUCCUCAACAACUGAAGUACCAAGCAUAACAAUAUCAAAUUAUGCGCAGACAACUUCAGAACCUGGAAACACAACACCUAAAGUAUCCACAAUCUCCACAUCAGCUAAAGCAUCAACUACCGUGGCUAGAAUAACUACAACAAUAUUAACCGACACAACUUCAGCCGCAGCUGUCACGACACCAACUGCAUCCAAAAGCCCAACAUCAACUUUAGAACCAAAUAAUUUGACUCACACGAUUACUGCAGGACCAACAAAUGCGUUUUCAACAACAAUAUUGACUGCUGAGGCAACCGAAACAUCCAAUGCAGAAACAACAAAACCAGAACCCACAUCCACGGAUUCUACUAUAAAAAAUUCAAGAUUUACCGAAGAAACCACCCUAUCAUUAAACACAGGAUCAACAAAUCUAUCAACAGAAAACUCAGCCACAACAUCAAUUGCAACAUCCUCAACAACUGAACUACCAGGCAUAACAAUAUCAAAUUAUGCGCAGACAACUUCAGAACCUGGAAACACAACACCUAAAGUAUCCGCAAUCUCCACAUCAGUUAAAGCAUCAACUACCGUGGCUAGAAUAACUACAACAAUAUUAACCGACACAACUUCAGCCGCAGCUGUCACGACACCAACUGCAUCCAAAAGCCCGAUAUCAACUUUAGAGCCAAAUAAUUUGACUCACACGAUUACUGCAGGACCAACAAACGCAUUUUCAACAACAAUAUUGACUGCUGAGGCAACCACAGCAUCCGAUGCAGGAACAACUAAACCAGAAAUCACCAUCACGAAUUCUACUAUAAAAGCAUCAAGAUUAACCGAAGAAACCAAUCCACCAUUAAACACAGGAUCAACAAGUCUAUUUCCAGAAAACUCAGCCUCAGCACCAAUUGCAUCGUCGACAAAAACUGAAGCACAAAUAAUUACAGCAACAAACAAAACACCAACAACUGCAGCAUCUUCAAAUAACACUUCACCGGCAGUAUCCACAACUUCAAAAUCAGUUGAAGUAUUAACUACCGUGGCUAAAUUAACCACAAUUACAACGGACAUAUCGACAACUGCAGCUCUUGCAGUACCGACAUUUGCAGCAUCAAAAAGUCAAACAUCAACUUCAGAACUGAAUGAUUCAACUCCUACAAUCACUGCAGGACCAACUACAACAUUGACUGUAGCAACCACAACCAAGAAGAAUUCUACCGUGGAACCCACAAGAUUAACUGAAUUAUCCACUCCUUCGUCAAAUACAGGAUCGACAACUCAAUCUUCAGGAAUCUCUACCUUAACAUCAAAUGCAGGAACCACAUUAUCAACUACUGAUCUAACAACCGUAAUAAGCUCAGCAUUGACUUCUACACCAAAUACAUUAAGUACAAUAGGACCGAUCAUUGUAGUACCUUCAACAUCGUCUAUAGCACCAACAAAUAAUGCAGACACCACAACCAUGAAUUCAGCCCCCAAUACAUCAACACCACCUGAAAAGAGAUCCCCCAUAACUUUGACUGUAGCAACUAGGGCUGAAAACAAUUCAUCAACUCCAGCUCUUACAACAUCAUCUGCAACAUCCAAAAGAUCAACAUCAACGAGAGUGCUAACAAAAGAGACACCCUUAACAAAUGAACCAAAAACUGUAGCUUCCACAACCUCAACAAUUAACGAAAUAACAGCAAAUACAUCACACACAAUUUCAUCUACAACACCUAGGGUAACAACCUCACCAUCAAAUGAAGCAAAAACAACAACAACACCUAUAGAACGUACUGCAUUGACGACACCUACAACCUCAACUGCUGGGAAGCUGACUACUAUAUCAUCCACAAGAACAACUUUUAAACCGAAGGCCACAACAAAAAAUGAACCACAAAAAACCACAACAACAACAACUUGCGGACCAAGAGCAUCAACAACCCCAGCUAAUACAAAGACAACUGUGAUGAAUACAGCAAUUUCCUCAACAGCAACCACAUCUGCGCUUAUCAUGACAGCAACAGUUCCAACCACACACAAAACUUUAAGAACUAUGAUUACAACGUCAUCUUCUGAUUUGAUACCGACGACUGCAGCAACUGCAACAACCACCAUUGCAAGUUCAGUUGAUUCUACAAUCAGCGCAACAACUAAUUCGCCCUCUACCAUGUCAACCACAACAACUGUCCAAUAUGUAACGGUUCCUGCACUUCAACCAAGAAAAUGCAUGUCUAGGCGUUACGUGGGGAUGUUUAGCUGCUGCUCUAAACGUCCAGAAACUUUGGUUCCUUUCAACAUUUUUGAUAAAACUUGUCUGGUGACGAAAGGCGCCUUGAAAUCGUUCAACAUUUUCACUCUGAAUAAGAAGCAACGUUUCUACAACUCGCCGCCAAACUCGAUUCUGUUUCAAACCAAAAAGGUCAAAAGGGCCUUUGGAAGGAAAGCAUGCUUCGUGAAUUGUUACUUGAUUUCAAAGGGAGUCAUGUCACCAAACUACGUUAUUGAUAAGAUCAAGCUGACCGACUUACUGACUGCCUCGCAAACCGAUGGAACGUGGAGAUCGACAAUCGCAUCAGCGAUAUCCACCUGUAUUCCAACAGUUGAAAAAUUAAAUGUGCCCAACUUUAUUACGGCAAAAUCCACUUGCCCUGGAAAAGCGUUCAUUAUUGUGCAAUGCGUCCUCCUUGAGAUAAUCAACAGUUGUCCUAGCAAAGUAGUGAGCAGAACAUGCCAAAAACAUUACAGCUUGUUCAGCAGGUGCUACAAAAAUAUUUUGGCUCCACAAUCUGCAAAUGGCUUGAAAAAGCGCAAGAAAGUUUCAAAGAUCAAGAAGGUGAUCAAGAAGAAAAAUGCUGGGUUUGUCAAUGAGGAAGCAGGGUAUAAAGAUAAGAAUCGAAAAGAGGUAAAUAAAAUUAAGAAGAGGCAAAAGGGAGGGAAGACGAGUGUACUGAAAAAUGAUGACGAGAAAAAGAAGCCUAAGAAUGCAACGUUGGAGGUACAGAGGAAAAAGGAGAAAACGAAAAAAUUGCUAAAGGGAAAAGUGGAAAUUGGACAAAAAGGGGCAGAGAAAGGCAAUAAAGAAAACAAAGAGAUUGGAGAGAAGAAGCAGAAAAAUAAUAAUGGUGUGGAAACUGUGGAAAGAAAGGGUGAAGAGAAAUUGGUAACAAAGGUGGUGAAAAGACUGAAGGAGAGGGUAAGCAAGAAGAAAGUAUCAGUGGCGAAACAAGAAAAAUAUGCUCAGGUUAGAAGAAAAGAGAGAGAAAAGAAAGAAAGAGAAACAGGAGAUGAAAUAAUGAAAAAAGAGGAUAAAAACAAAAUAAGUGAUAAUGAUAAGGAAAUUAUGAAGUUGAAAAGGAAGAAAAAGGCAAAGAAAAACGUUGGAAAAAAGAACAUAAAAACGGAGGGAAAUGUAGCAAGGGAAAAGAAUCCAGAAAAAGUGGUAAACGUUUCCAAUGGAAAAGAAAUGAAGCAAAAGAAAGAAAGGGGAAGUAAACAGCCGCAAGAGCGAAAUAAGGAAAAGACGCAUGGAUUGAAAAAGGAAAAAAAGGGGACGAGUGGAUUUAAAAGGGCAAACGGUUUCAACGAUAAGAAAGAAGGAAUAAAAACCAAUUGGCAAAUGUAUCGCCGUUGAGAUGGUGUUUUGCCUGCAGAAGAAGACCAGCCGCAGGCACCUAUCGUAAUGUCAUCGACAAUUCAUUUGAGAAUUUUUUCGAAAAUUAUUUCCGUAAUACGAAAACUUAAUUUAUAAGAUCCCAUUAUUUGUAAAAUUUAUUAUUUAAAUAUCUUGAUAAAUUGAAAAUUGGUCAUGGCGUAUAUAAAUUAGAAAAUUUGUAUUUUUUUAGGCAAGAUGACCUGUUUCAUGAUGUUUGAUUGUUUGCUAUAUAAUUUAAUAACUUUGA